GUUUAUCUCGUUCUUUGAUUCAUGAGUUGAAGGGAAAAAGAACCAUAUUUAAACUCGUCAAUGGCAACAACAGUUAACAUUAUUGUUGGGUCUCAUGUAUGGGUUGAAGAUCCAGUCCUGGCCUGGAUUGAUGGAGAAGUGACUCGAAUCAAUGGUCAAGAUGUCCAUGUUCAUUCUUCAAACGGAAAAACAGUUGUCACAAAAAUCUCAAAAUUGUUUCCGAAGGAUACUGAAGCGCCUCCCGGAGGUGUAGAUGACAUGACUAAGCUUUCAUAUUUGCAUGAACCAGGGGUUCUACAAAACCUGGCUACCAGAUAUGAACUUAAUGAAAUUUAUACAUACACUGGUAAUAUUUUGAUAGCAGUUAACCCGUUUCAACGAUUACCUCAUCUAUAUGGCACUCACAUGAUGGAACAAUAUAAAGGAGCAGCAUUUGGAGAGCUAAGUCCUCAUGUUUUUGCAGUUGCUGAUGUUGCAUACAGGGAAAUGAUAAACGAGGGAAAGAGCAACUCAAUUUUAGUUAGUGGAGAAAGUGGUGCUGGUAAGACUGAAACAACAAAGAUGCUCAUGAGAUAUCUUGCACAUCUGGGUGGCCGGUCUGGAGUAGAAGGACGGACAGUUGAACAGCAAGUGUUGGAAGAUAGAGAGAAGUAUAAGUUGGGAAGUCCUAAAUCAUUCCAUUAUUUAAAUCAGUCCCACUGUUAUGAGCUUGAUGGAGUAGAUGAUGCUCAUGAAUAUCUGGCAACACGAAGGGCUAUGGAUAUAGUUGGAAUAAGUGAGGAAGAGCAGGAAGCAAUUUUCAGGGUUGUGGCUGCAGUUCUUCAUCUUGGCAAUAUUGAAUUUGCGAAAGGGAAGGAGAUUGACUCUUCUAUGAUUAAGGAUGAGAAAUCUAGGUUCCAUCUAAAUACGACGGCUGAACUGCUCAAAUGUAAUGCCAAGAGCUUGGAAGAUGCACUUAUUAAGCGUGUGAUGGUAACACCUGAGGAAGUUAUUACACGAACACUUGACCCGGAAGCUGCUCUGGGUAGCAGGGAUGCUUUGGCUAAAACCAUGUAUUCUCGUUUGUUUGACUGGAUUGUGGAAAAAAUAAACAUUUCAAUUGGGCAGGAUCCUAACUCAAAAUCAUUAAUUGGGGUUCUUGAUAUAUAUGGGUUCGAAAGUUUUGAGCACAACAGUUUUGAGCAGUUCUGUAUCAAUUUUACUAAUGAAAAACUGCAACAACAUUUUAACCAGCAUGUGUUUAAGAUGGAACAAGAAGAGUAUGAGAAGGAGCAAAUAAAUUGGAGCUACAUAGAGUUUGUUGAUAACCAAGAUGUGUUGGAUCUGAUUGAGAAGAAACCCGGUGGAAUUAUUGCACUUCUAGAUGAAGCCUGCAUGUUUCCCAAAUCGACCCAUGAGACAUUUGCUCAGAAGUUAUACCAAACAUUUGCAAACCACAAGCGCUUCAUCAAACCUAAGCUCUCUCGUACUAGUUUUACAAUCUCUCAUUAUGCCGGGGAGGUGAACUAUCUGGCUGAUCUGUUUCUUGACAAAAAUAAAGAUUAUGUGGUGGCAGAACAUCUGGAUCUGUUAACGGCUUCCACAUGCUCCUUUGUGGCUGGUUUAUUUCCUCAACUUCCAGAAGAAUCAUCAAAAUCAUCUAAGUUUUCUUCCAUUGGGUCACGCUUUAAGCUACAACUUCAAUCUUUAAUGGAGACUUUGAAUUCAACAGAACCUCACUACAUCAGAUGUGUGAAGCCGAACAAUGUCCUCAAGCCUGCUAUCUUUGAGAACCUGAAUAUAAUCCAACAAUUACGCUGUGGUGGUGUUCUUGAGGCAAUCAGGAUCAGCUGUGCUGGAUACCCCACUAGACGAACAUUUUAUGAGUUUCUUCUCCGUUUUGGUGUUCUUGCUCCAGAGGUUUUGGAAGGAAACUAUGACGACAAGUUGGCAUGCCAGAUGAUUCUAGACAAAAUGGGAUUAAAUGGUUAUCAGAUAGGCAAGACAAAAGUCUUCCUACGAGCUGGUCAAAUGGCUGAACUAGACGCAAGGAGAGCAGAGGUUCUUGGAAAUGCUGCUAAAAUCAUUCAACGGAAAAUUCGUACUUACAUUGCACGCAAGGAGUUUAUCUCAUUGCGCCAAGCAGCUAUUCAAUUGCAGUCAUGUUGGCGAGUUAUGUUGGCUUGCAAACUAUUUGAGCAAUUGCGUCGAGAGGCAGCUGCUCUCAAGAUUCAGAAGAACUUCCGAUGUUUCGUUGAUAGGAAAUCCUACUUAAUAGUGAGGUUGUCUGCAAUCACAUUGCAGACAGGCAUGAGGGCAAUGACUGCUCGCAAUGAAUUCAGAUAUAGAAAACAAACAAAGGCUGCAAUUAAAAUCCAGGCUUAUUUGCGUUGCCACAAAGCAUAUUCUUACUACAAGAGUCUUCAGAGAGCUGCUCUCAUUACUCAAUGUGGUUGGAGGCAACGGGUUGCUAGGAGAGAGCUUCGGAAUCUAAGAAUGGCUGCAAGGGAAACAGGAGCCCUCAAAGAAGCGAAAGACAAGCUAGAAAAGCGUGUGGAAGAACUUACAUGGCGGUUGCAGUUUGAGAAGCAAUUGAGGACUAAUUUGGAAGAGGCCAAAGCCCAAGAGGUUACUAAAUUACAGGAGGCUUUGCAUGCAAUGCAAACACAAGUAGAAGAAGCAAACUCCAGAGUAAUCAAAGAACAAGAGGCGGCUCGGAAAGCUAUAGAAGAAGCUCCUCCUGUCAUUAAGGAGACCCCUGUUAUGGUUCAAGACACAGCAAAGGUUGACGCAUUAACAGCUGACGUAGAAAGUCUGAAGAAUUUGCUACUAUCAGAAAAACAGGCUACAGAUGAGGCUAGGAAGUUAUCUACAGAUGCUGAGAUUAGGAGUACAGAGCUGGUCAGAAAACUUGAAGAUGCAGAGCAUAAAGUAGAUCAGCUUCAAGAUUCUGUGCAGAGGCUUGAAGAAAAACUUUCUAAUACCGAGUCUGAGAAUCAAGUACUUCGUCAGCGGGCACUGACCAUGUCACCAACUGGAAAAACUUUAUCUGCACGAAAAACAAUGAUUAUUCAGAGAACUCCAGAGAAUGGAAAGGUUCUAAAUGGAGAAACAAAGCUUUCACCUGACGUGACUCUUGCUGUACCAAGUCCACGGGAGCCUGAAUCUGAGGAAAACCCACAGAAAUUUCUUAAUGAAAAGCAGCAGGAGAACCAAGAUCUGCUGAUCAAGUGUAUCACACAAGAUUUAGGAUUUUCUGGUGGCAAACCUGUUGCUGCUUGUGUCAUAUACAAAUGCCUUCUUCAUUGGAGAUCAUUUGAAGUUGAAAGAACUAGUGUAUUUGACCGUAUAAUUCAGACAAUAUCUUCUGCCAUAGAGGUCCAAGAUAAUAACCAUGUGUUGGCCUACUGGGUAUGCAAUACAUCCACAUUGCUGAUGCUCCUCCAACACACACUCAAAGCAAGUGGAGCAGCUAGCUUGACUCCACAACGGCGGAGGUCAUCAUCAGCUUCUCUCUUUGGGAGGAUGUCCCAAGGAUUGCGAGCAUCUCCACAGAGUGUUGAGAUAUCAUUUCUCAAUGGUCGAGUGCUUGGUAGAUUGGAUGAAUUACGUCAAGUUGAGGCCAAAUAUCCAGCUUUGCUGUUUAAACAGCAGCUGACUGCUUUUCUUGAGAAAAUAUAUGGAAUGAUAAGAGACAAUUUAAAGAAAGAGAUUUCCCCAUUGCUUGGGUUAUGUAUCCAGGCACCUAGGACGUCUCGUGUUGGUUUAGCAAAAGGGCGUUCCCAAGCUAAUGCAGUUGCUCAACAAGCUCUGAUUGCUCAUUGGCAGAGCAUUGUGAAAAGCCUCAAUAACUAUUUGAAGACAAUGAAUGCAAACUACGUUCCCCCCUUCUUAGUUCGCAAAGUGUUUACUCAGAUAUUCUCAUUCAUCAAUGUUCAGCUUUUUAACAGUCUUCUUUUGCGACGUGAGUGCUGCUCAUUCAGCAAUGGAGAAUAUGUAAAAGCGGGGUUGGCCGAAUUAGAACAAUGGUGCUGCUAUGCAACUGAGGAAUAUGUAGGUUCAGCUUGGGAUGAAUUGAAGCAUAUUAGACAGGCAGUUGGAUUCCUAGUCAUACACCAAAAGCCCAAAAAGACUUUGAAUGAAAUAAUGAAUGAACUUUGUCCUGUUCUCAGCAUACAACAAUUAUACAGGAUAAGUACAAUGUACUGGGAUGACAAAUAUGGCACCCACAGUGUGUCUUCAGAUGUUAUUUCGAGUAUGAGGGUUCAGAUGACAGAGGACUCCAACAACGCUGUUAGUAGUUCGUUUUUAUUAGACGAUGACUCAAGCAUCCCAUUCUCUGUGGAUGACAUCUCCAAGUCAAUGCAACAAAUAGACAUAGCUGAUGUUGAACCUCCACCAUUAAUCCGUGAAAACUCUGGGUUUUCCAUUCAAAUUUCUCCCGCGUCUCUUCAACACAAGGGCAUUCAUUCAGAGGCUGUGUUGCUAUUGGUUAUUUCGAGUAUGAGGGUUCAGAUGACAGAGGACUCCAACAACGCUGUUAGUAGUUCGUUUUUAUUAGACGAUGACUCAAGCAUCCCAUUCUCUGUGGAUGACAUCUCCAAGUCAAUGCAACAAAUAGACAUAGCUGAUGUUGAACCUCCACCAUUAAUCCGUGAAAACUCUGGGUUUGUAUUUUUACAUGGACGCUCGGAGUAAUAAUUAUCAUGGUGGGCAAUAUUUGAAUCCUGUCUUCUGCCAUAAUACAGCCGACUCUGCUCAUCAAUUGAUGUGCAGAAAUCUGUGCAUAGAACCUCAUUGUCCAUUGCAUCAUGUGUCAUGUAUAUAUAUAUUUUUUUCCCAUUCGCUUGGACAACCUGUCUUUUUUGGUUGUUCGAGUCCAUUCAAAUUUCUCCCGCGUCUCUUCAACACAAGGGCAUUCAUUCAGAGGCUGUGUUGCUAUUGGUGUGAUUAUGUGCAUGCACAGAAAUACACAUUGGUGUUUCAAGCGCGCAUGUUAUUAAUAGUAGUUGCUAUUGCUUUAGGUCAUUAUUUGGAGUAGUGUAGGAGAAUAAUGUAUUUCCUUUCUUCCCCCCUGCCCCCUUCUUUUACAUGGGGAAGCAAAUUGUAUCAAGUACUGUAGUGUUUUGAAUUUUUACAGUUGAGGUGUCUACUGUGUGUAUGUCUGUUUUUUCGCACCUCAUAUAUA
Molecule: messenger RNA, 5167 nt
Organism: Ilex paraguariensis (yerba mate)
Lineage: Eukaryota; Viridiplantae; Streptophyta; Magnoliopsida; Aquifoliales; Aquifoliaceae
Source: the annotation of a GenBank genome assembly